Molecule: messenger RNA, 4315 nt
Organism: Protopterus annectens (West African lungfish)
Lineage: Eukaryota; Metazoa; Chordata; Ceratodontiformes; Protopteridae
Gene: ADAMTS12
Product: ADAM metallopeptidase with thrombospondin type 1 motif 12
Exons: 21
Coding region: 128-4315 (1395 amino acids)
Biological process (GO): proteolysis; extracellular matrix organization
Cellular component (GO): extracellular matrix
Molecular function (GO): metalloendopeptidase activity
Source: RefSeq, a predicted model, not a curated record
GUACUUCAUUGAACCUGUAUUGAAUUAUUCUGUAAAAAAAGACAAGCAGCAUCCACAUGUCAUUUACAGAAGGGAUGUUUCCCAGAAUUUCCGAAGACAAUUACGGAAUAGAGAUUUAGAAAACAGUAUGAACUGUGGAAUGGAAGAUCCAGAAUCUGUGUUUAGUGAAAUUGAAUUACAGAGAGAGCACUGGGAAAGAAAACGCAAGAGAGAUCGGAAGAUUUCCCCAAGGUCAAUCAGUAAAGAAAGAUGGGUAGAGACCCUGGUAGUUGCUGAUGCUAAAAUGGUUGAAUACCAUGGUAGUGAUAAUGUUGAAUCUUAUGUCUUCACUAUAAUGAAUAUGGUUGCUGGAUUGUUCCAUGACCCAAGUAUUGGCAAUGCAAUUCACAUUGUACUAGUUCGACUCAUCCUAUUGGAAGGAGAUGAGAAAACCUUGAAGAUCGUCCAUCAUGCAGACCAUACUUUGGCCAGCUUCUGUAAAUGGCAGAAAAAUAUUAACCCCAAAAGCGAUGCCCACCCUGCCCACCAUGACGUAGCAAUACUUCUGACAAGAAAAGACAUUUGUGCCGGAGCAAACAGAGCAUGUGAGACAUUAGGACUGUCACAUAUGUCUGGAAUGUGUCAACCCCAUCGAAGCUGCAAUAUCAAUGAAGACUCUGGCCUUCCAGUUGCAUUUACCAUUGCACAUGAACUUGGACACAGCUUUGGAAUACUACAUGAUGGACAUGGGAAUGACUGCGAGCCAGUUGGGAGGCACCAUUUUAUUAUGUCACGCCAGCUGCAGUAUGACCCUUCACCUCUUUUGUGGUCCUGGUGCAGCAAGGAGUAUAUAACACAAUUCUUAGAUCGAGGUUGGGGUUUCUGUCUUGAUGACCGUCCAGCUAAAAGAGAUUUGCAAGUUCCUUUUAUUGCCCCUGGGGUGCUCUAUGAUUCUGACCACCAGUGCCAGCUACAAUAUGGUCCAAAUUCAACCUUCUGCACAGCAGUUGAUAAUGUGUGCCAGAUUUUGUGGUGUUCAUUAGAUGGAUCCUGUCGCUCAAAACUCGAUUCUGCAGCAGAUGGGACCCGGUGUGGAGAAAAGAAGUGGUGUUUAAAUGGCGACUGUGUUACAGUUGGAAAAAAUCCUGACAUUGUGAAUGGAGGAUGGAGUCAGUGGACAUCGUGGUCAUACUGCACACGGACCUGUGGUGUUGGCGUUCAGACAUCAGAGAGAUUGUGUAACAAUCCACAACCACAGUUUGGUGGCAAGUACUGCACAGGUGAAAGAAAACGCUAUCGAACAUGUAAUACAAGACCGUGCCCAGUGGGGAGGUUUACAUUUCGUGGGAUGCAAUGCAGUGAAUUUGAUACAGUACCCCACAAGAAUGAAUUGUACAAAUGGCUCCCAGUUUAUAAUACAGCAAAUCCUUGUGAGCUUCAGUGUCAACCUGCAGAUGGGCAAUUUGCUGAGAAAAUGCUAGAUGCAGUAAUUGAUGGGACUCCAUGCUUUGAACGGAAUAACAGUAGAGACAUUUGCAUUAACGGCAUAUGUAAGAGUGUAGGAUGUGACUAUGAGAUUGAUUCCAGUGCCAUUGAAGAUCAAUGUGGCGUGUGUAUGGGAGAUGGCUCGACUUGCCAGACAGUGAAGAAAAUAUUCAAAAAGCCUGAAGGCUUAGGUUAUGUGGAUGUUGGUAUAAUUCCAAAAGGAGCAAGGCAUAUUAAAGUAGAAGAAGUGGCUGAAGCAGGCAAUUUCCUUGCAAUCCGAAGCAAAGAUCCUGAAAAGUAUUACCUUAAUGGCAAAUUCACUAUUCAGUGGAAAGGUGAUUAUAAGGUCGCUGGAACCACCUUCACUUAUGAAAGGAAUGGAAACCUAGAAUAUCUGACUGCCCCAGGUCCCACAGAAGAACCUAUAUGGAUCCAGCUCCUGUUUCAAGAACCAAACCCAGGCAUCAGAUUUGAAUACACCAUUAGAAAAGUAACUGAAGCAGAACAUGAAGUAAACAAUCAGGACUAUAUCUGGAAAUAUGGUACUUGGACAGAAUGUAGUGUUACAUGUGGAGCUGGGAUUAAAAAGCAGAUGGUUCAUUGUGUCAGAAAAGGGAGAGGUUUAGUAAAUGAAAAACUCUGCAAAGCUGCUACACGUCCUAAAGACAAGGAAAUGAAAUGUACUCAACAGGAUUGUCCUGCCAGAUGGUGGACAGGAAUAUGGCAGAAGUGUUCAGCAACGUGUGGGCCAACUGGAGUAAUGAAAAGGACAGUUUUAUGUACAAAAUCAGUUGGAACAGAUGAGCAGGUCCUUCAGGUUAAAGAAUGUCAGCAUCUGCCUAUGCCAAAGAGUCAAGUCUCCUGUAACAGAGACGUUCUUUGUCCUUCCAACUGGACAGUGAGUAACUGGAGUGAGUGCACUGUGACAUGUGGAGGAGGUGUACGAACACGAAGUGUUACAUGUUUGAAGAGUAAUGAAAGAAUAUGUGAUUUGUCUAAGAAACCAAAUGGAAAAUCUCUGUGUAAUCUCCAACAAUGUCCACGUAGGAAAAAUGUAAUUCCGCCUGUGGUAAAGUCAAACAAAGAGAACAAUAUUAUGAAAGUUCUACCCAAAAGAAUUAUACCCAUUUCCAGGAGGAUUCCACCAAGACAUAUCUUAGAUACAUCUGAAAAAUCUAUGUCAUACACUAUGGCAGUUACAUCUAGCAGUAGCAUUGCUCCAUCAGCAACCGCUUCUACCAAUGCAGACCACUUUGAAUCAGUGAAUGUGGAGCAAGUGAACCUAUUUCACAAUGUGACUGAGCCACGUACAAUAGAUACCACAGAGCAGAACAAUGAUAAUACAUCUUCUGACAUGUUCUAUAAUGAUUACAAUAAUGCUAAUGAUGUAAACAUACCAAGAUACAAAGGAACUGCAAGUAAUAACAACACCCCACAGUCUGUGCAUUAUACUGAUGGUGCAAAUCCCUCAAAAGCAGAAGAUUAUGCUACAACAAUCAUUGCAGUGCCUGUAUCCCAAAGUGACAAUGAUAGUUCUACUGAUGACAGGCUUAUGUCAAAAGGAGCAACAUUUCGUUAUGACUACAUAACAGAAAAUUCAGAGAUCGAGCCUGAUUAUAGUGAGGAAUCAUUUGAUAAUGAUGUCUUCUUUAACCAGACAAAUACAUAUAUAACUAAUAUGGGAGGAAGAACCAGUGAGAAAUCUCUGUCAGAAGACUACCAGUCUUCCAGUACUGAGCCUUCCUUUAUCAGCAGAAGGAUGCCUACAAGCUCUGUCAUUCAGAGAUUUUCAGGGACACGUCUUGAUGCAUUUACAGCUGUGCCAAGGACUACACAGUUAAUUAAGCCAAGUCCAGUACCGCCCACCAGCAGAGCACUUAUUAGAAGGGAGCAUUCAGUUCCAUGGAAAAAAAUGGUGUAUGAUGUGGCAAAUAGCAAGCAUAACAGACACCAGUAUUCUUCAGGAAACCAAACCAAUGUUUCUGCUGAUGACUUCAGCAAGUUAACAAAAACUUCUGCACUAGGCUCCACAGCUCAUUGGAGAGUUGGAAACUGGAGUGAGUGUUCAACUACGUGUGGAAUUGGUGCCGUGUGGAGAGCUGUUGAAUGUAGUACUAGGAAUGAAACUGACUGCAAAGAUAUGAAAAUGCCAGACCCGGCACAGAGGUGCCAUUUGCGUCCAUGUGUCACUUGGAAGAUUGAGAAAUGGAGCAAGUGCUCCAAAACUUGUGGAGGUGGCUUCAAGACUCGUGAUGUGCAGUGUGUAGAUGUUCGUGAAAAUCGUCCCAUACGUCCAUUUCACUGCCAGCUGCUAACACACAAGCCCAUGACAAACAUUAGCUGUAAUGGGCAGUCAUGCUUAAACUGGACUGUGGGACCAUGGAGUGAGUGCAGUACCUCUUGUGGUGGAGGAGUGAAACACAGGACUGUAAAAUGUGUUGGAAAUAAUGAUUAUGGAGAUGAAAGCAAUCUAUGUGACCAUGAACCAAAACCAACUGAGGCCCAGAAAUGUCAGCUGCAAAAGUGCAUAAAUAAAGAGGAUGUUGCACUGCAAGCAAAGUCUGACCAGGAGCUCCAGCAAAUGAUAAGAGACUGGAACACAGAACUGAAGGCACAUGGGAUGCAACAGAGUAUGCACACGUUAGUGGUUAUGGCAGCAAACAGGAGAAAACCGAAUAAGCUGAAAAGUGAAAUAGAAAGGAAAACAGUGGAAAGAGUUAACAACUCCAAGUCUCUGAGACAUGCAGUUAAGGAGAAGAAGAAUCUGAAUAAGAAGAUCAAAGCUAGAUUAAGAAGUAUUGCAGCCAGUUGGCACAAAGUGGAAGGGGUCAUGCAUGAGAGAGAAAAAUGA